Molecule: messenger RNA, 1170 nt
Organism: Hippopotamus amphibius kiboko
Lineage: Eukaryota; Metazoa; Chordata; Mammalia; Artiodactyla; Hippopotamidae
Gene: KCNJ1
Product: potassium inwardly rectifying channel subfamily J member 1
Exons: 2
Coding region: 16-1170 (384 amino acids)
Biological process (GO): regulation of monoatomic ion transmembrane transport; potassium ion import across plasma membrane
Cellular component (GO): plasma membrane
Molecular function (GO): ATP-activated inward rectifier potassium channel activity
Source: RefSeq, a predicted model, not a curated record
GCUUCCGAUUGGAAUAUGUUUAAGAUGUUGAUCAGGGUGUUGACAGAAAGAAUGUUCAAACAUCUACGGAAAUGGUUUGUCACUCGCUUUCUUGGGCGUUCUCGGCGAAGAGCGAGGCUGGUCUCCAAAGAUGGAAGGUGCAACAUCGAAUUUGGCAACGUGGAGGCACAGUCGAGGCUGAUAUUCUUUGUGGACAUCUGGACGACCGUGCUGGACCUCAAGUGGAGAUACAAAAUGACCAUCUUCAUCACAGCCUUCUUGGGGAGCUGGUUCUUCUUUGGCCUCCUGUGGUAUGCAGUCGCCUACAUUCACAAAGAUCUCCCUGAGUUCCAUCCUUCCGCCAACCACACCCCUUGCGUGGAGCACAUUAAUGGCCUGACCUCAGCUUUUCUGUUUUCUCUGGAAACGCAGGUGACCAUCGGCUAUGGGUUCAGGUUUGUGACGGAACAGUGCGGCACUGCCAUUUUCCUGCUCAUCUUCCAGUCUAUCCUGGGAGUCAUCAUCAACUCUUUCAUGUGCGGGGCCAUUUUAGCCAAGAUCUCCAGACCCAAAAAACGUGCCAAGACCAUUACUUUCAGCAAGAACGCAGUGAUCAGUAAGCGGAGUGGGAAGCUCUGUCUCCUGAUCCGGGUGGCUAAUCUUCGAAAGAGCCUCCUUAUUGGCAGUCACAUCUACGGAAAGCUUCUGAAGACCACCAUCACUCCUGAAGGAGAGACCAUUAUCUUGGACCAGAUCAAUAUCAACUUUGUGGUUGACGCAGGGAAUGAAAAUUUAUUCUUUAUCUCCCCACUGACAAUUUGCCAUGUCAUAGACCACACCAGCCCCUUCUUCCACAUGGCAGCAGAAACACUUCCCCAGCAGGACUUUGAAUUAGUAGUGUUUUUAGAUGGCACAGUGGAAUCAACCAGCGCUACCUGCCAAGUCCGGACAUCCUAUGUCCCAGAAGAGGUGCUCUGGGGCUACCGUUUUGCUCCCAUAGUGUCCAAGACCAAGGAAGGAAAAUACCGAGUAGACUUCCAUAACUUUAGCAAGACAGUGGAAGUGGAGACGCCUCACUGUGCCAUGUGCCUUUAUAAUGAGAAAGACGCUCAAGCCAGGGCGAAGAGAGGCUAUGAUAACCCCAACUUCAUUUUGUCCGAAGUCAACGAAACAGAUGACACCAAAAUGUAA